This is a messenger RNA of Caretta caretta (loggerhead turtle), 5109 nucleotides long. RefSeq names its product mucolipin TRP cation channel 2 (gene MCOLN2). Gene Ontology annotation, cellular component: membrane. NCBI's taxonomy places the organism in Eukaryota, Metazoa, Chordata, Testudines, Cheloniidae. The record is from RefSeq and is a predicted model, not a curated record. Gene Ontology annotation, molecular function: NAADP-sensitive calcium-release channel activity.
UGCCGCGGGGAGGGGCGGGCGUUAGCGCCGCAGCCAGGCUAGGGGGACGCUCCGGCUCCGCAGCCCCGACGCCGCCGGCUGUCCUUCCAAUGCCCAGGGCUGCCGGCGCCGGGCGCCUCCGCCCCGUUAUCCUCUGUUCCGGGCUCGCCCGGGGCGCCACGUGACCGCGGAUCCGGCUGCGGUGGCUUCGCUCGGCUGCCCCGGCUCGCCCGCUUCCCGCCCGCCCGGCUGCAUGGGUCCCGCGCCCCGCUGCCAGCGCGCCGCCCCGGGCAGCAGUGGGCGCGGCGGGGCCCCGCGGCCGGCGUGCGCCAUGGACCUGUCGGUGGGGUACUUGGCCAGGGGCCGGACGCUGGUGACCAGACGUAUGAUGGCUCAACCAGAUUCAGAUCUAGAAGAGGAUGCUUUAAAGGAGGAUUUGAAGUUUUACUUCAUGAACCCAUGUGAAAAAUACAGAGCCAGACGUCAAAUCCCUUGGAAACUGGGUUUGCAGAUACUAAAGAUAGUUAUGGUUACCACACAGCUUAUUCUUUUUGGUUUGAGUAACCAGCUGGUGGUUUCCUUCAAAGAGGAGAACACUAUUGCCUUUAAGCAUCUGUUUCUGAAAGGCUACUCAGGAGUUGAUGAAGAUGAUUAUAGUUGCAGUGUAUACACACAGCAGGAUGUUUAUGACAGCAUUUUUUUUGCUAUUAAUCAGUACCGCCAAUUAAAGACGAUAUCCCUGGGCACACUUGGUUACGAACAAGAUGAAGACGAUAUGUCAGGCUUACAGAUCUGUAAACAACAGUACAAGAAAGGCACAAUGCUUCCUUCCAAUGAUUCGCUGAACAUAGACAUUGCCAUUGAAACAGACUGUAUUCACCUAGAGCCACAGAUGCUAGCCACUACGAGAUCUGGUGAUUUGAAGAUGAUAAAUUCAUCAUUUUUCAACUUCGAAUUUUAUAGGCUUAUACAGGUUGAAAUCUCCUUUCAACUUAAAGGCAUUGAUCUACAAACAAUUCAUGCCAGAGAAUUGCCUGACUGCUAUGCCUUUCAGAAUACUAUUACUUUCAACAACAGAGCCCACAGUGGUAAAGUAAAAAUUUAUUUUGAUAGUGAUGCUGAUAUUCAAGAAUGCAAAGACUGGCAUAUAUCUGGAUCUAUAGUUCAGAAAAACACUCAAUAUAUUUUGGUUUUUGAUGGAUUUGUCAUCGUAAGUUGCUUUGCUUCCCUUAUACUCUGCACACGAUCCAUUGUUCUUGCUCUGAAAUUGCAAAAAAGAUUUGUGAAUUUCUUCCUGGAAAAGUACAAACGUCAUGUCUGUCAUGCUGAUCGUCUGGAGUUUAUAAAUGGAUGGUAUGUCCUGGUGAUUAUCAGUGAUGUGAUGACAAUCAUUGGAUCUAUAAUGAAAAUGGAAAUAAAAGCCAAGAACCUCACAAGUUAUGAUGUUUGCAGCAUCUUACUUGGAACAUCGACUUUGUUUGUUUGGGUUGGAGUCAUCCGAUACUUAGGAUAUUUCCAGACAUACAAUGUGCUCAUUUUAACAAUGCAAGCAUCAUUACCCAAAGUUCUAAGAUUUUGUUGUUGUGCUGGGAUGAUAUAUCUUGGCUAUACAUUCUGUGGCUGGAUUGUAUUAGGGCCUUAUCAUGAAAAGUUUGAAGAUCUGAACACAGUUGCUGAAUGUCUGUUUUCUUUGGUCAAUGGUGAUGACAUGUUUGCAACAUUUGCUCAAAUCCAGCAGAAGAGCACCUUGGUGUGGCUGUUCAGUCGAUUAUAUCUGUAUUCCUUCAUUAGCCUAUUUAUAUACAUGAUCCUCAGCCUUUUUAUUGCACUCAUUACAGACUCUUAUGACACCAUAAAGAAAUACCAGCAAAACGGCUUUCCAGUAACAGAUCUUCAUGAAUUCCUUAAAGAAUGCAGUAGCACAGACUAUAGCAAAGAACCACAGGCUUCCAUGCCUUUCAUCUGCUGUUGUAGGAGACGAGGAAGUGAUGACAACUUGAUACUUAUUAACUGACAACCUACUGCUGAAAUUCACUGCUCAAGAAUGUUCAGAAGGAACAAACAGCUGUGGAAAAACAGCCCCCCAGAUUUCAAGAAGAUCUGUCAUUUGGGGCUAUUUCCUUGUAAACAUUAUGAUCCUAUUUACUUCAAUAGUUUGGGGAGGCGAGCAGGGCAAAAAGCUGCUAAUGGUUGGUGUCAGCUGGGUGACCACAUUGGAAAUUCAAAAGCUACCUUUCUUUGGACUAGAAUGAUGAACUGAUGACCAUUCCCACUCUGUGUUCUACCGUCUGAGGCCUGAACCUGAGAGACACUGUCUGUGGGAGCUGUCGUUUGCUCAGCACCUUCUUCAGAUCAGGCCCCAAACUAAUCUUCUGAUUCUUAAAUAUUUAUAUUAAGGAACAUAUUUAAAAAGGAUUAAACACACUUGUUUUUAAGUAGAAUGUUGAAUAUUGCAGUUAUUGGUAAGGGGUGUUUCAGGUCAUUCAUUUAAAGUGAUGUAUUGGAAAUGGAGAUUGUAAUUCCUAUUUGACAUAAAACAUGAUUCAGUUGCUUGAAAUAAAUUUGUGUAAUGCAGAGCUGUACAAAAAUGCAAAAUAAUUGUCUUCAUGUGCGUUAAAUUGAUUGAUUUAAUUGUUAAGCCAUUUAUAUAUCGCUAAACUUGCCUACCAGUUUGUUUGUACGAAACAAAAGCAAUUUGUAGUUGCCCACUUCCUUUGUCUUCUGGCGGUGGGCUUACUCCAUUAUAUAAAAAAUCUUCAGUGUGUGUGAUAGACACAUAGUAUGUUCGUUUGGGUACUUCAUCACAUUACUUAUUGGCAAAUAAGUCACAUAUGAUGUGAAUGUAAGCUUUCAGCACAGAUAUCACACAAGGGAUAACUUUUUAAUGAAAACUCACCUAAUUUCUGCCUAGUUUACCCUUCAAGUUUGACAUGGUAGUUCCAUACAGAAUAAAUCCCUUUUAAAAGUACAUUACUUGGGGCACUGAUUUACUGAUGUUUCUAUUCCAAGCACAGGUUGAGAGAAGGAGAAUAUAUAGUUGCAAAUUCAAAGACUGUUCAUACAGGCCAAGAUUUUCAAGUGGUUGGUGAUUUUGUGUUGAUAUGAGUGCCCAACCUGAGACCCCUUAAAACAGCCUGAUUUUCUGAGGGGAGGGUGCUCAGCACUUUCUGCAAAUCAGGUUUCUUAAGGUGUUUCAAGUCUGGAACCCCAAAUUUGAAGCAUUCAGAAUCACUACUCACUUUUGAAAAUCUUGGUUGUAACCACGGUCCUCAGAUGAGAUGGAUUACUGCUUCAAGCGUCUUGAUUAAUCUGAGCAAGCAUACAGUGCCUGAUGGCAAAGGUGGUUAGUCACAGGUUAGGAAGACUGUGUGCUCUGGUGAUCAGGGCAACAAACUGAGACUUGGGUUUUCUGCAUUUCUAUUCUUGGCUCUGCUAUUGACCUUAGGUCCUCUUUCCCAGUGGGAAGGAAAGUGCUUACAUCUGAUGUAAUGGGAGCAUUGAGACCCCUAGAAGCAUUUGUAAAACACUCUUUGAGAGCCUUGGAUAAAAGAUGCUAUAAAGAAUGAAAUGUUUUAUAGGCAAUGGGCACUUUACUAUGAAGCUGUCUCCCCCAGUUAGACAUACCAUCCUCUGCAUUAAAAAGCUUUUUUACUAAAAAAUCUCCAUAAAGAAGUGCUAAAAUCAGUAUUCAGUGUAUGGAACUUCUAGUUACUGUUAAAAAUCUCAAACACAAUGUUUAUCCAUAUUUUGUUUGACUGUAACUCAUGUCUUGGUGAGAGCCUUUAAAUAUGGUCUAGCGAGUUAAGAGGAAAUUUUGGCUGUGAUUUAUUUACAAAGAGUUGUCAGACGAAGGAUGAAACUCUGCUGAGACUGUUAAGUGAUGCAUAUAUUAAUUCUGGGGCUGGGCAGCCGAGACCCCACAUUUUCCAGCAGAAGCACCUUGAUUAAACUAUCCCUGAACAUAUGUGUUCCUUUGUACCAAGAUGGUGGUCCUGCAAGAUGUGUUGCCAAAAAAUCAAACCAAACCUGUUUUCUUAUUUCUUGAAUUACUGGUAACUUGCACAGCACUUUAUGAACAUACCAUGUGAGGCGGUACAGGGUAAAUUCUGUGCUCAGUUAUGUUGUGUAACUGGAGUGAACUCCCUUGAUGUCUCUAGAGUUGCUCUGGAUUUACUCCUGUAAACUGGAUUUGAGCUACUGCCCCUCCUGGAAAUAGCUUACAAUCUAAUGUUGGUAGAAAAUGAAUGACAGCCGUGAUGGUCUGAACCCAGGUUCUAACUGACGGAUGCUCCGAUGGCAAACCCACUACUGGAGUUAAGAAAAUAGAUUGAUUUAUUAACUUUAUUCCUCGCUCCGCAAAGCACCUUAGGGAAAUGGUGAAUAUGGAAUGUGCUACAUAAAGCUAAGUACUGUUCCUCCUAAGCUGCAGGCUGGCACUCCCGAAAGAACUCUCUCAAGCUGUGGGAGCUAACCCUGUUGCUACAGCAUUUGCAGCUGGGCCUUGCACUGAGCUACAUAAUCCAUAAGUGCUGAGGAUGCUGAGCAUCCCUGGGCUCUUGGUUGUGGGGUGGAAGGAGAGAGAAAGGCAAGGAGGGUUUGAAAAUGAGUAUAACCAAAAUCCUGAAUGCUUUGCUGGUCUAUCCCCUGUAGGCUCUUAUACCAUGCUCAUCAUCAUAGAACAGAAAACUUCACUGCACCACUGUCACCCCUUCUGACAACAAAAAUUACUACAUAGCCCCAGGAGUGGGGACCGAAGCCUAAGCCUGCCUGCACCCUGCUGCCCUGGGCAGGGGGGCCAAAGCCCAAGGGCUUCAGCCCCGGGUGGGAGGCCUGUAACCUGAGCCCCACCACCCAGGGCCGAAGCUUUAGCCCCGGGACUCAGCAAGUCUAACGCCAGCCCUGGCGACCCCAUUAAAACUGGGUUGCGACCCACUUUGGAGUCCCGACCCAUAGCUUGAGAACCGCUGCCAUAGAAUGAGAGCAUUGCAGUAGAGCAUUAAGUAACAUGCCAUAUGUCUGUCAUGUGGUGGUGAUUUUCUCAUCCUUUCCCAAUGGGGAGCAGCAUGUGUGGUGGAGUUUUUUGUUUUGGUAGGGUUUUUGGUUUUUUUAAAUAUAUACGUUACUAUCAAU